AAAGACACAGCUGCCAACAAAGUGAAAGGGAGUGAACCAGAAGAUAAAGCACCCCGCUGUGGGAAGCCUGGCAAAAAUGAAGAUGGUGUCGGUGCUGCUGCUGCUGAGCACCCUCCUGGGCAUCCCUGCAGUCCCUUCCCAGCGCCCUGCUUGUUACAAGAGGGCUCUCAAGGAGCACAGCUGCCACAGCAUCCCCGGGAGCACCCACAGCCUCCGACACGUCCAGGGUGGGCUGCAAGACCACUUCUGGGAAGGGAAGGGCUGUGAGGUCAUCUGUUACUGCAACCUGAACGAAUUGCUCUGCUGCCCAAAGGAUAUUUUCUUUGGAACAAAGAUAUCGUUUGUGAUCCCCUGCAACCGUCAGUGAUUCAAGUCUGCAAGUGAAGAUAACAAACAUUCUACGAUCAUGUAAUAAUAUUUUCAGGGGGAAAAACAAAAUUAUCACCACAAAAAACCCUUUCCUUUCUAACCACAAGUCACUGCCUCACUUUACACUGUAGAAAGAACUUCCUUUCUCUACCUUUAUGGAAUAUCAAAUAUGUAAGAAGUUUUCUUUUCAAAUCUGGUAGCUAGUUUCCAUAAAGCUAUUUCCAUGGUUUAACAGAUUGUACAAGCUCUUAAUGUAUCCUAAUAUGCAUUCCCCAGCAAAAAGCAUAACUCUUCUUACUCAGCACACUAGUUUGGACAAAGAAACUUCAAGCCUAAGCCUUCAUGUUGUUAGGAACAUGACUGUCAGAGCAACUUACAGCAGUGCAGCUUCCUACUCCAUUAUUGCCAUCACACUUUUAAUGCCAUUUUAAGCUGAAGCCACUCAGUCCCUGGCACUUGUGAAGAGAGGCUCCCAUGUUGUGUUUAGGCAUUUUAGAAUACAUGCACAUACAAAAGGCAUGCAUUUCCAUAUUUGAAAGUAUUUAACUGGAAUAAAAAUAAUAGUAAAAAUUGACAUUAACAGUACUAAAGCACACUUAUGUCUAAUGGGUCACAUGCCUUGACUAUACAAUCUCUAAACCCUUAAACUGCUUAAUCUUAGCAUUCAACAUUUAAAAAUAUUAGAACAACAGAUUUUUAAAUCAAGCUCUAUUGGAAAUACAGUAUAACAAAAUUAAUUUAAAAUGCUGUCUUUUUUAGGCUAGCCCUGUAAGGCAAUAGCUAUAGAAAACACAGAGAUAAUCAUCUGAAUAUUCAAGAGGUAUUGAGAUCUGAGACAGACACAGAGACAUAAAUUUUUGACCAUUUUUUGUUAUAUGGCAAUCUGUAUUGGCAGGUGUUGAGAGGUGACCACAAAAUUUUAAGCAGAGUCACCUGAACAAGCCACUCUUACAGGCAGCAAGCCUGACUUGCUGCCUUACACAUAUAAACUCUCUAGCUAUCAAGUCAGUCCCAUGGAAAGCAUGCAGUACUGAAGGAGCUGUGCAGUCUUCUCAAAAAAAUGCACUGUUCACUUAGUAAUCCAAACUGAUACCACCAGUUCACCACACGUGCUUCAU
Messenger RNA from Ficedula albicollis (Collared flycatcher), 1487 nucleotides. RefSeq names its product stimulator of chondrogenesis 1 (gene SCRG1). Bases 77 to 367 code for a protein of 96 amino acids. The transcript has 3 exons. The record is from RefSeq and is a predicted model, not a curated record. Lineage: Eukaryota; Metazoa; Chordata; Aves; Passeriformes; Muscicapidae.